Pogonomyrmex barbatus (red harvester ant) is the source of this 1220-nucleotide messenger RNA. RefSeq lists its product as uncharacterized. The record is from RefSeq and is a predicted model, not a curated record. Lineage: Eukaryota; Metazoa; Arthropoda; Insecta; Hymenoptera; Formicidae.
UCUCAUCCCAAGAUGACGCUUGUAAAAACCGACAGAGGACAGAAUCCAAACAUUACACGUGUCCCGAACUAAAAGAGCGGAUACCGUGCACUUGGAAAGAUAAUCGAUGUCCUGAGGAUCGUCAAAAGUGCGAUGCGAAAAAACGAGCAUUGUCAAAGGAUCGACAAUCGAGAAAUUCCAAAUGUUCGCAGGAUAUCAGCACAAAAUGUAGCAAAACACGGCGGUCACACAAACGGUGCGAUUCGAUGAAGGAAAAGAAUAAAAAGAAGGAAAAGAAUUGUGAAUCAAAAUAUGAGAAACAGUGCGAAAAGCGUGACACCAUCGAAAAAGAGAGGCGAAAGUGCACCGAAAGCGAUCGAAAGCGAUUCGACAGUCGGAGAAAAAAUUCUUCCCGAGCCAGUAAUGAAAGCUGCCGCAAAGGAAAGGAAAAACGGUAUUACUCGCAGCAAUCGAUAUUUCCCAUCCCGUGGAAUCUUAACUCUUUCUUCACUUCGAUUCCUGAUAUUCUUGAUACGAACAUAAGCAAAACAACACAGAGAUUUUAUGCUAGUUGUAACAAAAGCGAAGAGGAACUAAAACAGAUUUGCGAGAAACGAAAGCAAAAGUGUAAAACUAAGAAAAAAGAAAAAAAAUGCGUGAAAGGUCCAGCUAAGUGUAUAUCGAGAAAGAAACCUAUUAAGAAAACCUGCAGUCAGUCUCUGCAAAAAGAGAAAGAUAAGAAAUUACGUGAACCCACCAAUCACGAGAAAUACUGUGCCAACAGAAAGAAAGCAUUUAAAAUAGGUUUAUUAUAUGUUAUAUUAUUGUAUUAUAUUUUUUUAUAUGUAUAAAUAUAAAAAGAUUACGUAAUAUAUUUUCAAACCCUUUUGUAAUUUAUGAAAAAGUGUACAGCAGUUAGUUCAUUAGCGUUUUUAUUAUAUUUUUAAAUAAAUUUUAUAUUUUCAUUGCAGACGAGAAACUGAUGAUAGAGAAACCAACGAAACCAUCAAUAAAAUCAUGUACUACAAAAGGUAAAUUCUAUAAUGAUUGAGUUCUGAAGUUCUUUUUUUUUCUAUUUUUAUAUUAUAUUUUAUAAGAAGAGAGAAGCAUCAUUAUACCAUAUUUUUAAUUAAUUAUGAUUAUUUAAUAUCUUCUUGCAGAUAAAAAGCCAAAAGAUAAAAAGGCACAAAUAAAAGAACAGACAGAUCGCGAGUUUAAAGAGAUAGAAGAAUGCAAAAAAA